This is a messenger RNA of Amoebophrya sp. A25, 1673 nucleotides long. Lineage: Eukaryota; Dinophyceae; Syndiniales; Amoebophryaceae. The record is from the annotation of a GenBank genome assembly.
CGCCGCGACGCAAAAGCGCUCCCUGAACUGGAUGAAGAAGCUCUUGCCGAAGAAAAACGGCGUGAAGAAGAGGACUUGCUUGAGUCACUGCAGCGACAAACCACAACUAACGCGCCACAGCCAGAGGCUUGUGCUGCGGUGCAGGUCGACCUUCGAGUCACUGGAAAUGGUGCCGAAGAUGAUGCUGCUAUGGAUGAGCCGGAUAAGAAAGAGGAACAAGGUGACUCAUCAGCUAGCAAGACCACACAUCAGGAGGCAGUUCCACAGCUUUCUGUUGACGACCUGUUGCGAGAGCGCGAUGCGGAUCUUCGUUUGCGAAGAACCCCGACACUUGGGCUCACCGUGCGUCACAGCGAGGCUUACUUGCAGCGGCUUUACCAAGUGCUCGAGGCUAGCACAAGCGCACUUGCAGCAGGUCUCGCUGAACAGCUUCGCAUUCUCCUUGAGCCUACUCUGAAGGGCAAGCUACAGGGCGAUUUCAAGACGGGAAAGCGACUUUCCAUGCGCAAGGUCAUUCCGUUCUUAGCGUCAAACUUCCGUCGAGAUAAGAUUUGGCUCCGUCGUACCAAGCCGAGUAAGCGUGAGUAUCAGAUUCUGCUGGCGUUGGACAAUUCCCGUUCGAUGAAAGACUGCGGCGUUGCAGGUUUGGCAUUGCAGUCCUUAGUAUUGUUGAGUUCUGCGCUCAGUCGUGCUGAGGUUGGCCAAGUCGGUGUAAUGGCCUUCGGCGGAGAAAAGCCAAGAUUACUCUGCGGCUUUCAGCAGGAACAUGCCGGCGUCGUGUCUAGUGCAGCCUCUUCCACAGCCACGGCUUCUACGUCGUCUGCCACAGGUAGUGGACAGGAAGUGAAGCACAACGCCACGAAUAUUGGAAGCAGCAGCUUCGGAUACCAAGAGGCGCGACCUUUGCUAGAGCAUUUGACAUUCGAGGAAGAAUCGAUGCGCUCCCACGACAGAGGCCUGCCUGACGUUUUGAGAUACGCAAUGGAGUUGUUCGAGCAAGCCGCACCAGGAAGUGCAGGGAAUUGUCGACAGAUUCUUCUACUGGUCACAGAUGGGCGCUUCAAUAAGGCCGCUGUGCGUGCGGAGAUCCACCAAGCGCUGUCGCGUCGAGUAUUGCCUCUGCUCAUCAUCGUGGAUCCACAGGAACAAGUGGAUUCUCCGAUAGCGUUGAACAAGAAAGACAGCAGCAGCAUACCUGUUGCUGCUGGUAGUGCUUCUAGUAAGACGAACAAGAGAAGCGCCCAACAAUCCUCUUCCAUUUUCGACCUGAAAGCAGUCUCGUACGCAAACGGACACUGCGAAGUGACGCCCUACCUCCAAGACUUCCCCUUCCCCUUUUACGCUGUCGUCCGCGAUCGAGAAAUGCUCCCGCAUCUCCUCUCAGACGCUCUGCGACAGUGGAUUGAAAUUAGCGGCUAAAAGACCGUAAAGUUCUAUGAAACAUGUGCAACAUAAUGAAAAACAUUUUCAGCUCAGCAAUUUCCCAGGGGUGUGGACGACACUAACAACAGACGUAAUUUUUAUCGCAUUUGGAUCAGCAUUAAGAUUUCAUCUAAAUUUUAUGAUUAUACGACUGAUGAGGAUGAUAAUCGAAACAAUAAAACGCAUUUGCAUAUGGAAUGAAAAGGAGAAUUAUGAUGAAAAUUAGGCGGCUAGCGUUGUCCCACUAGAAG